Molecule: messenger RNA, 4097 nt
Organism: Odontomachus brunneus
Lineage: Eukaryota; Metazoa; Arthropoda; Insecta; Hymenoptera; Formicidae
Product: mediator of RNA polymerase II transcription subunit 15-like
Exons: 6
Coding region: 1157-2329 (390 amino acids)
Source: RefSeq, a predicted model, not a curated record
AAGUGCGGAAGGGUUAAUUCCGUUCGUCGUUGAUUUGUUCGUAUUCGUCGUCUCGACGGUGUCUCUCUCUGAGGAGCUUGCCAUCGUCGCUGGAAACGCGAGUAUUUAUAAACUCAUAAGGACAUAACUAAGAAGAGCGGCGCCUUUGAGGAUAAGCAGGUGGAUCUAUAUUUACUAUCCGAUACCGCUGAUAAGGGAUUAGAAAGGGGAUGUGGAUCGGCCGUUAGCUCGUGGCGAAAGGCGUCGGAGUCGUGUGGGGCGGGUGCGUCGAAACUCCGAGACUCGAGAAGAACCCCUAUCGAUCGAUAGCGACGCCUGUGCAGUGAGCGAGCCCGAACCACGAUCGACGACCGUAAAGCCCGGGGGAAACAAUCGCAUCAUCGUCCUUUCGACGUAGCUUGCGCUCGGCGUUGUGUGCGACAAAACGUGUUGCCAGUGUCGCUCUCGUUAUUCCGUUCCGUGUGUGUUCUCGCCCAGUGACUCCGUGAUCCGCAUCCUCCUCGUUUCGUUCUCUCCUCGACUCGCCGUGCGAAGAACCGCACGGCCCGCCUUGGACACGCCGUUCCAGCUGCAACUGGCGACAGCGCCAACGGAAACCUGCGAUGUCAUGUGGCUGAGGGGAUGCGACACAGUAGAUGGACACAUCGGCAGAGCGGUUUAAUACGGAUAUAAAACGACAAUCGCUCGAAAAACAUCUUCAGCGACGAUUCUAAGGCCGCAUGCGUGCGUGAUAUAAGUGGUGGACACAAGCGCUUGGCUUUGCUUAGGAUCGUAGAGACCGCUGCGUGGAAUUAAGUGUGGAUGAUAAUUACUGGGAAGGAGAUAAGUGGCGAGAGACGAGCCGCCACGCACGACGUCGGCACUUGAUUGCGAGAUCCUCCGUCAGCCGUACGUCCCGAUCGUGUGAAUCGUACAGUGGGAAAUUCUUUUCAACCUGAUCAUCAUCAAUAAUACGCGAUAAUGUAGCAGCGUUACGUCUCAAUCAUCAAGGCGAUUCGGGGAGCAGGAAGAUUGUCAGGUGCUCAGAUGUAAUCGACAAGUGACACUCGUCACACUGGCAACGUGGAACGAGCUCUCAGAUGUCCAGUGUAACGUAGACUCGCCGCUACGCCAAUUUCUGGGAGAAAUUGGAACGGUCGAAAGCAGCGAGCGGAAAAUGUCCGAGAGCGAGACGAAGCCGGCCUCGCCGAUACCUACGGUCACGUGCGCGCAAUGCUGUGCCAGCGGCGGUCUAGCUACCUCGCAGUGUCCAACUCUGCAGGUGACCUCGCGGAUGCUGCGCUCGCCGAGCCACGAGAGCGUCACCACCGAUCUGUCGCUCUUCAGCGUGUCGUCGAUCGCGAGCGAGCUGCGCGGUGCCAAUAGACUGGUCACUUUCAAGUCCUACAGCGACGUGCAGCUCACCGGACGAGGACCAUCCCCGAAACCCGACUCCUCUCGGCAAAUCCAGGGUAACAGGCCAGCGGACAUCCCUGAGAUCCUAUGGUUCGAAGAGGAGAACGAGCUGAUCCGCAGCUGCGGCGUUCUGUCGUCGGCGUUGGGAUUACGUAAGAGCUUCAGUACGAGCGACGUGUCGCAGCUUCCCAGCCCGGACGCAUCUGGACCCGGGGGUGGUCUUCGAACGGCAGUGUCCGCCUUGGCUCUCGACACCGCCCAGCGCAACACUCUGCUGCUGGAGCACGCGAGACUCGACCACGCUUCAAGAUCGUGCAGCACCUGGGUCGCGGUGGGCGAACCCGUUGCCAGCACGUCUCAGCUACCCAGUCCGCACGGUGGAACCGCGCAAGAGCCACAGCCGCAGCCACAGCAACCGCAGCCACAGCAGCAACAGCAACCGCAGCAGCAGCAGUCGCAGCUACUGCUGCUGCAACAGCAACCGCAACAAUCCUCCUGUUCGAGCACUCAACCGAUGCCGCAACAACCACCGCCACAACCCCCGGCACCGCCACCACCACCUGUGCCGUUCACCGGAGCGGACCUUGUCCGCUCCGUCAACAAAAAAGUCCGACAGAACUACAUACGACGAAGAUUGCUGACCACGUACCGCGCUUUGGAGCGCCUCUCGCAGAGCGAAUUUAACCUGGACCAGCUGGAGGCGGCGGCUACCGCGGCGCAGACCUCACAUGGAGCCACUUUGCUCGUUCCUGGAACGGCCGCAGGAGUGCCCGGUGCUUCCUUGAUCGGACGGAAGGAGCGGAAUCACGCGUUGACAGUCCGCGACGUCGAGAGGGAACGUGGGAAUCAGUUGUCCAAGUACGAGAGGAACAUGAUGAUCUUUAACUGGCUGCACACUCUCGACGACAGCGCGGUCGUAGACAGCGUCGAAUAAAGGACGAAGAGAAACAACGUUUUCUCCCGACUCCGACAAUGUGCGCGACCUAUUGUGCCUAAGUCUCCCUUUCUCUGCGCAAUACCACUCUAACGAGGACGUUUCAUCGAUACGGACUCCACUAUCGAUACCACUCUUUGUACACAUCUUGGACGAUACCGCGCUAAGGCUGAAGGCUUCUGGUCCCAGGUAUAUCCGAUUGCGUCGUAGGGAGCUAAGGAUUAUGCGGAUUCUUGUCUCGUGCGCGCGCGCGCGCGCGCUGUACAUCGAGACAAACAAUCUUCUUCUUCUCACGCGCCAUCAUCUGUAUUUAACAGGAUAGACUUUAAUUCAACGUGGUAUCUUACAAGGUACAAGACGCAAUUUGUUUCGCACGUGCGAAAAGAGUGGAAGAUUUCUCGAUCUGACCUGAAUAUACAGAGUUCGCGUUUCCACCGCAUAACUUCUCGACGACAGAUUCCCUAAUCCACAUAAGUUGGUAGAAAUAUCGAAAUGUCAUUGUUCCCCUGAUAUCAUUGUUCCAGUUUGAUCGCGGUGAAAAGCCAGGAGCCAUAAGCUGAGAUAACUCUCGCGAGACAUCCGUCCCUUCUCGUCCAGCGAUAUCGGCUAGUGUCGCUUUGUAAUGAGCGUCCAAAGCAUUUUUGUGUAAAGCGGAUUUACCUACUUCGCCGGCUACGCGCGUAGCCUAAGAAAAUACGUACGCUUCAAGAUACAGACUCUUAGGAGCAAACUGAAGAAACUGAGGAAUCACGCGGCCUGGAAUCACCACCGACGCAAUGAUACAUUUGCAUGUGUAUUAUACCUCUCGAACGCUAGCGACAACCUCUGAUUCGUAGGGAUCCUUCAUUCAUAUUAACAAUUGAUUGGCUAAGUUGAGAAAAUGAUGUUUGGAAAUGUUUCUACGAUAUGAUAUUGCAUCAUGAUAUUUUCACCGGAAGAUUUCAUAUGAGUAGAACUCUUCUAGAGCUCAAUAAUCGCAGAUUCGGUUGCCAAGGAGUUUGAUAGUGUAAAUCUAGCCGCUAAUCUUAAUUCUCGAUAAUUGAACAGAUUCAAUAUACAAUUCUGUAAUGAGGCUCGUAUUAAGAAAGCGACAUAUAAACUAAAAAAAGAGCAAAUAUAUAUAUAUAUAUAUAUAUAUAUAUAUAUAUAUAUAUAUAUAUAUAUAUAUAUAUAUAUAUAUCUUAUGUAUUAAGUACUCGGACACAUAUCGAUGAGAAAUUUUUAUUCGAUGUCAAGACAGAAACUGAUGGAUCGAGAGGUAGAGAGUGUUGUUGCUUUCCACGAUCAAAUUUUAAUGUUAAUUGUAGAUGGAAAAAGUGCAAGACAAUGUAAGAGAGAAGAACAGAGCUAGGGAUGCUCUUUAUACUCUUUAUACUCUCGUAUUUUCCUUACAACAUGCAAAUAAUGUUUAUAUCCAGACAGCACAGAUUUCCGCAGGACAUCCUAAAGACAUUCUGAGAACGUCGCCAGGACAUACCCUGAAGACCUUGUACUGUUUGGAUAUGUAGCAGUCUCUUUUUCAUUUCUAUGCUUACGAUGUUCACACAAUAUUUUUUCGAUUUAAUUGGAACUAUCCUCUUAAUACUUUAAUUAAACGCAUUUUACAUGUGCACUUCCUGCCUACAAUUAGCAUUAACGAUACAUGAGUCUUAUGUAAAGAUCAGCGAUGCGAGAUGUAAUCUGAAGAGCUCUACUUGUGAAAUAUAAAUGUGGCGACGAUCUGUUGACGCGCGAUUCAACGUCCCAUAUGAAAAAAAAAAAAAAAAAA